GAACAGAACGGACCAGCUGCCCUAAUUUGGCGUCUCCAAUCUCUCGGGCUCCUGCUGCAACCACUCCACUCUGCGAUUUAGAGCAAGGUUUAGGCAAAUGGCUGGCGAAGAGGAGUCCAUGGAAGAAAUCGUUGCGGCACGAAAAGAGAGGCUAAGAGCCCUCAAAGCUGCCCAGGAGCUAUUAAACACUCCUGAUGAGGACUCUGCUCAACUUGAAAGCAACACCAACAAUGAGCAGGAGGAUAAGAGAGACGAAGCUCCCGACAAUGAUGUCGAUGAAAAUAGUACCAACAUGAAGUUCCGAAACUAUGUUCCUCAUGAUAAGAAGCUUCAGGAAGCGAAGCUAGAGCCACCGAAGCCAUCUAAGUUUGAAGAGCCUGUGGCGGCAGUGGCUCCUCCAUCUGAGAAGACAGAGGACCCGUUCGUGAAUAUUGCUCCGAAAAAGCCAAACUGGGAACUUCGUAGGGAUGUGCAGAAGAAGCUUGAUAAGCUUGAAAGGCGAACACAGAAGGCAAUGUGUAAACUUAUGGAACAAGAAAAGCAGAAGCAAUUGGAAGAAGAAGGUAUCAAUGGUGCUGCGGACUAAGUUUUAGAAGUUCAAGGUUUUACUUGAAACAUAAUAGACGGGCCAGAGUACCAAUGAAACAUAAUAGACGAGGCCAGAGUACCAAUGAAGAAUGAUCUUGGUUCAGUUUGUGGAGUAUAGUUGUUUAAUUAGACUUUGCAAACUGAAACUCAUUAGAGAUAGAUUCUGCAAAUUGAAACUCAUUAGAGAUGUUUGAUGGAUGAGUAACCUUGUUCGUAGUAACCUUGUUCGUAACUGCUUGAACUACAAGAUGACCAUU
Molecule: messenger RNA, 845 nt
Organism: Fragaria vesca subsp. vesca
Lineage: Eukaryota; Viridiplantae; Streptophyta; Magnoliopsida; Rosales; Rosaceae
Product: coiled-coil domain-containing protein 12-like
Exons: 5
Coding region: 98-586 (162 amino acids)
Cellular component (GO): U2-type spliceosomal complex; post-mRNA release spliceosomal complex
Source: RefSeq, a predicted model, not a curated record